CAAACAUUGAAUUUAUCAGGUUGUAAAGAUCUUUCUGUUUUGCCAAGAGAGAUGCGAAAACUCAUUAACUUACGUUAUCUUGAUAUUAGUGGAACUGCCAUAAAAGAGAUGCCAAUGCAGUUGGGUAGACUAAAAUGUCUACAAACAUUAACUAAAUUUAUCGUUAGUAAAGAUAAUGGGGCAUCCAUUGAAGAGUUGGGGAAUUUUGCAAAUCUUCGAGGCAAGAUUUCUAUUUUAGGGCUCCAAAACAUUGUAUCUCCUACGAAUGCUCUAAAAGCAUGCUUGAAAGAUCGGAAGUACCUUGAGGAGUUGGUGUUGGAAUGGAAUGCAUUGGAUGCUAAUAUUUCAGAAUGUCAAAUAUUUGUACUUGAUAAUCUUCGGCCCCAUAGUAACUUGAAAAGUCUCACUAUCAAAAACUAUGGCGCUGAAAGUCUUCCAGAUUGGGUUGGGCAUCAUUCAUUCUCUAAUAUAGUGUCCCUUCGCCUAAAAAAUUGCAAACAUUGUCAUAACUUGCCACCGCUUGGGCGGCUACCCUCUUUGCAGAACCUCUGUGUUGUUGGGUUUGAAAGAGUUGUUAAUGUGGAUCAUGAGUUUUAUGGCAACGAUUCUUCAACGGUUAAACCAUUUGGAUCCCUGAAAAUUCUAAGGUUCAAGCGAAUGUUGAAUUGGGCGGAAUGGUCUUCUUUUGGUGCCGAAAAUGAAGAUGUAGCUUUUCCUCAACUUGAAGAGCUUUAUAUUUAUAGUUGUCCUGAGUUGAAAGGAGGGCUACCCGUCCACCUUCCUUCUUUAGUGAAAUUUGAGAUUCAUGAAUGUCCUCAGUUGGUAGCUUCACUCCCAAGGGCUCCUAUUGUACGCGAAUUGAAGCUAAGAGAUUGUAACGAGGUUCUGUUAAAGGAAUUGCCAAAUAAAUUGCGAAAGCUCGUAAUUGGAGGAUUUGACGCACUAGAGUCCCUUCCCAAUGGAAUGGUGGCCUCCAACAACUGUGUUCAAGAGUUAGAAAUCAAGGAAUGUACGAAGUUAGAGCUCCCAACACACUCACACUUUCUAUCCCUUGAAACAUUGUCGUUAAGCGGUUGUGAUUCCCUCAAGUCAUUUCCGUUAGAUUUAUUCCAAAAGCUUUAUAAUAUCAGUAUUUGGGGGUGUAAGAAUCUUGAAUCUUUUACAGUUUCUGAACAACAUGGACGUGAUUUAGUGACCUUGUGUAUUUACAUCAGCAAUUGCCCCAAUUUGGUAUCUUUUCCAAAAGGAGGAAUUCGAGCCCCCGACCUUUCAACCUUUACAAUCUUCAAUUGUGAGAGUCUGAGGUCACUGCCAGAGAAGAUGCAUGUACUCCUUCCUUCUCUUAAUCAUUUUAAUAUAAGUGGUUGUCCAAGAAUUGAGUCGUUUCCCCAAGGGGGCUUGCCUUCCAAUGUUAAAUAUAUGGAUGUAGAAGAAUGUGAUAAACUCUUUGCCAGAAGGGCGGGAUGGGGUUUGCAAAAACUCCAUUCUCUUAGAUAUUUUUCAGUCGGUGGAAAAUAUGAAGACGUGGAGUCCUUUCCAGAGCCAGGGUUGCUGCCUUCUUGUCUGACUCAACUUCGUAUCCGUUGGUUUCAAAAUAUGAAAUCUUUGGACAAGAAAGGACUUCCACACCUUACCUCUCUUCAACAAUUAUCGAUAUGGGGCUGCCCUAAGCUUGAGUACAUUCCAAAAGAGGGGUUGCCUACCUCCCUUUCUAUAAUAGAGAUCAGAAGAUGCCCUUUGUUGAGGAAACGAUGGCAAAGCAAGAAAGGAAAAGAACGGCGAAAGAUUCCGAACGUUGCUCACAUAUUGAUUGAUUUUGAAGAAUUUAUUGAAUGAGCCAAAAGCCUCGCAAGAGUCCUAUUUUUUGUCAUAAUACCUGCACAUCAUCUCGAAAGCGGCAACAACAUUUUUACUUAGGUUCAUCUUCCAUUUGAAAAAGUUGUAGCAAAGCAAGAAAGUAAAAGAACUACGAAAGAUUCCUAACAUCGAUCACAUACUGAUUGACGGUUGUUAAUUUGUGAUUGGUUGCAUUCUGUUGGACAAAAUCACUUCUAUGUAAUGAUGCUUAUUAUAUAGGGAUGCUAUUUUAUUCAGAGUCUACACUUCAGUUUCGAGCUUCAAGAGGACUCUAUGCAGAAUUUAAAAAAGUUAGUUCAGUUCCCUUACAUCUGUCUGGACGACGUGAUAUUCCAUUCGGACGCUCGACUGUCCAAGCAUCAUCCGUCCGGACGACAAGAACUUUUAGUCCGAACCUUCCUCUGUGUCGAAAAGCUUCAAACUGUUUUAAGUUGCAUCCGUUCGGAUGUCUCAGCAACACGUCUGGACACCGUUCAGUGUUCGACCUACUAUGGGAUUUCUUUAAAAAACACAGAUAUGGGAAGAUAGCUGCAACCGUCAGGACGAUGUGUGUUCCCGUCCGGACGCUAUCCUUCAUAAGGCAAGUCAUGCAUACAAAGUUCAACCGUCCGGACGUUAGUCUUCAUGGUCCGGACACUCAAGCUUCAUAUAUGGAAAUUGCAUGCAUCAGUUCAAUCGUCUGGAAGUUAGCUUUCAUGGUUUGGAUGCUCCAAGCCUUUAUAUGGAAAUUGCGUGCAGCUAAAGUGCAACCGUCUAGACGCUAGGGCACCACCGUUCAAACGCGGCCCUAUUCAGGAAAGAAAAUCGUGCGAAUUUGGAAAGCCGGUUGCAUAGUUGUUGAUCUGGAUGCCUUAUGUCUACCGUUCGGACGGCGCCUAGGAAGACCUAAUCAGACGCGAUUUAGGUCUUCUGUAACGUAUAAAUAGAGGCCUCUAGGCAUGUUGAUUGUAAGAAUUCGGUAUUGAAUUUCGUAGAAGCUUAGAGUGUUUAUUGUAAGAGUUAUUGUGCUGAAGCGUCCUCUCUCAAGCCAUUGCCAAGGGUUGUUGCUGUACUGAACUGAAGUCUAUCUUAGGGGUUGGCCCAAAGGUAAAGGAUUCCAUUGAAGACCCCUUCAAGCAGGUGACUUGGUUGGGAAGCGUUCGUGUCGGGUUACACGUCAGAGUG
Molecule: messenger RNA, 3021 nt
Organism: Alnus glutinosa
Lineage: Eukaryota; Viridiplantae; Streptophyta; Magnoliopsida; Fagales; Betulaceae
Product: putative disease resistance protein At3g14460
Exons: 2
Coding region: 52-1836 (594 amino acids)
Source: RefSeq, a predicted model, not a curated record